Molecule: messenger RNA, 780 nt
Organism: Ilex paraguariensis (yerba mate)
Lineage: Eukaryota; Viridiplantae; Streptophyta; Magnoliopsida; Aquifoliales; Aquifoliaceae
Source: the annotation of a GenBank genome assembly
AUGUUUGCAAACAAAGUUCUUGGCAUCGCCGGCGCCGGCACCGGCACCGCCACCGCCGCCAUGUGCACGUUAGAGAAACGUGGUAAUUUUUUUUUGCUAACCUUGACCGGAGACAACGAACACCGGCUAAACCCGACACUUAUUUCCUCUCUCCGGUCGGCUCUAGCCGAAGCAAAGGCCCAGUCCGUUCCCGGGUCGGCUUUAAUCACUACGGCUCAAGGCAAGUUCUUCUCCAAUGGUUUUGACCUCAAGUGGGCCGAAGCUGGUGGCUCGGCUUCGGCUAACCAUGCUCGGCUCCACCACAUGGGAGACCUCUUCAAGCUGGUUUUAGCCGAUCUUCUCUCUCUUCCAAUGCCCACCAUAGCCGCUGUGACCGGCCACGCAGCCGCGGCUGGGCUCAUGCUAGCCAUGAGUCACGACUACGUCCUCAUGAGGCGUGAUAGAGGUGUGUUGUACAUGAGUGAGUUGGAUAUUGGGUUGAUUAUUCCUGAUUACUUCAUGGCUCUGAUUAGGUCCAAAGUGAGCUCGGCUUCGGCUCAGAGAUGCUUGGUCUUGCAAGCCUCGAAGGUCAAGGGCCAAGAGGCCGUAAAGAUGGGGGUUGUGGACUCGGCGCACGAUAGCGGAGAACAAGCGAUGGAGGCUGCAGUGCGCCUGGGAGAACAACUGGGCAAGAGGAAUUGGAAUGGAGAGGUGUAUAAGGAGAUCAGGAAGGCCAUGUGUCCAGAGAUAUGUAGCCUUUUGGGUUUGUCUAAUAAGGGGAUAGUCCUUUCAAGACUUUGA